Rodentolepis nana is the source of this 1278-nucleotide messenger RNA. NCBI's taxonomy places the organism in Eukaryota, Metazoa, Platyhelminthes, Cestoda, Cyclophyllidea, Hymenolepididae. The record is from the annotation of a GenBank genome assembly.
AUGUCACAUCGUGCACUUAAAAAGGUGUUGUCCUCUAAAGAUGUGACAGAGGGAGAUGCUGACGAAGCUGACGAAGAGGUUAUUUUGAAACCAAAGCAAUCAGUCUUUUCUAUGUUUGAUAUUUCGAUGCCUUCUGAACCAAUUGUUCCCUCAUCACACAGUGAAUCUGAACAGGAAGCUCGGCCGAAUCCAUCACAGUCUGCCAAACGCAAGAAAAAUAGAAGAGGGAAAAAUAAGAAUAAAUCUCCCUUGAAACCUGAACCCACAGAUGACGAUGCUCUAUUCGAAGCUGUACAAAAAUCUAUUUCUCAGCCGGGUACUUCGAAGAAGAGCAAUUCCCCUAUUUCUAGUUCUGAAUUGCUUUCUGUCAAUAGGAAAUUCCUCGAUUACAGAGCAGAAUUGAACAGAAAGUUUGGAUCUUCUUCCAAUGAAAACAAAAUACGCAAUCCAUUGCCUUUUGGCCAAUUAGUUCGUCCUAAUCCCCAAUGGCCACGUUUUGAAAGGUGUGGUUUAGAAAUGAAACAGUCUAAUGAUGGUUCCUUUGCUUUCGCGCAUGACAAAGAAUACUCUAAACAACAGAAGGCUUUCUAUGUCCUUCAAGAUGCCUUAGAUCCUCAACUUCUCUCGAUGUUUCUAUCUAAAGCACCUUAUCACAUCGAUACUCUUCUUUCACUAAGCGACUACUUAAAGCAUCAAGAUCAAUCAGAAGUUGCUUCUGAUCUUUUAGAACGAGUCUUAUAUGCUUAUCAAAUAACAUUCCACUUGGGAUUCAGUUUUUCUUCCUCCAGGUCUUGUCGCCUGGAUUAUCGCAUUCAAGAAAAUAGGUCUCUCUUUUUUGCCAUUUUCCGAUACAUUUUCUACGUUUCAUCCCGAAGUUGUUACAGGGCUGCUCUGGAGUAUAGUAAGGCGUUGCUUCUUUUGAAUCCAGAUGCAGAUCCGCUUGCUAUUCUUCUUGCAAUUGAUUUCUUUGCAAUUUCCGCUGAGGAUUAUGAAUUUCUAAUUGAACUCUAUGAAUCUUGGAAUCCAAAGCGCAACUUGUAUCUCUUCCCCAAUUUUGCCUUUUCCAUACCCCUUGCUAGAUGGUCUCAGAGAAAUCGUCAGCGAAGGAGGAAGCCGCCAGCUGAUAUAAAGGAUUCGGAAGAAAUUGAUAAAAUGCUUCAGGACGCCCUAAUUAUGUUCCCAGGUUUUCUUCCUCGCCUGAUGAAGCAUACUAGAGUUGGUGGAACUAGCAAUCUUGACAAGUCAGAACUCUUUGGCAAGGAAAUUCGUCUUAGGUAA